AUCCUGUUCCCAGCUCCCAGUGCGGCGGGCUCCUUGGAAAUAGAGGAAUGCAAAUCUGCAACCAUGAUGGAAGGAUUGAAAAAACGUACAAGGAAGGCCCUCGGGUUACGGAAGAAAGAGAAAGACAAUGACUCUGCGGGGUCUCCAGACAGAGAUGGUGGUGAACCACAAGUGGUUGAGUCGUCUCAGAAGAGGACGAAUGGGGCUCCUAAUGGCUUCUAUGGAGACAUYGACUGGGACCGAUAUAACUCCCCUGAGGUGGACGAUGAGGGCUACAGCAUCMGACCUGAUGAAGAGGAUGAGCCAGGAGAUAUCCUCAGAACAGUUCCAAAUACCCACUUCUUCUCCUCUGAUGAGUCAGAGGAGGAGGAGGACCACAGGAAGAGGUUCAAAAUCAAGAUUAAGCCGCUGCCGGCUGAUUGUGUUAUAGCGGAACCAUCAGUUGAUGAGCUUAAAGCCUCCAUAGGCAACAUAGCUCUGUCCCCGUCUCCUAUGAGAAGUCCGAGACGUAGCCCGGGCUUAAAAAGAAACACGUCUAGUGAAGAAAUUGCCAGACCGAGGCGUGCCGUUCCUACCGUGCUCCCUGUGGCCCCUGCACCAGCUCCAGCACCACAACCACCCAGCAAUCAACAAACAGCAGUCCUCGAGGACACCACAGCCUUAUUCGGGCCUCCUCUGGAAUCAGCUUUUGGAGAAAAGAAAGCUGAAGUGGUUCUUUCUGAGUCCGACGUCUGGGGCGCUUCUCUCUCAGAGCCUGAAUCAUCUUUGAUGAGGUCCUUCCCCACAGGAACUCCUCCUCCACUUCCACCCAAGAAUGUCCCAAUUUCUCCCCCAAAGACUAGGACCCCCUCUGCAGAUGAUGCUGAAGCAGAUGCACCGAGCAGGAAACCCUCCUUAGCGGACUUGGACAACAUUUUUGGACCUGAGCAGGCUCCUCCUGCUGGCGAGGAAACAAGUGACAAGUGGGUCUGCUUCAACGAACUCUCUCCUGACGGGGGGCCACCUCUACCAAAGGACCCCGCGCCCCCGCUGCCCUCCUCACCACCUCCACCAGAAGAACCAGCACCUCCUCCGCCGCCAGCCUCCCCGCCUCCACCUGAAUCCCCCGCUCCUCCUCUACCUCCAUCACCACCUCCUCCAGAAGAGCCCGCUCCACCUCUCCCCGAAUCCCCUCCUCCAAAAGAAGACCCUUCUCCUCCCCCUCUUCCAACCUCCCCACCUCCUUCAGAGGAUCCUGCUGCUCCUCCUGUCCRUUCAGGUCCUCCCACACCUGAAAACCAAAACCUACCCAUCACCUCACCACCUCCUACAUCAGCAGAGUGCAAGUCGCCUCUGGCUUCCUCUCCUCCUCCACUUACCUCRCUUCCUGCCGUUCCACCUGUACCCGCCUCCAAAGAUGGCACCUCCGAGGUGGUGACCCCUCCCUCUGAACAGCCUGCAGCGCCCUCGGCCCCUCCACCCCUCAUCCUCUCUCACGAGGAACACUUCAAGAACACAAACGCCUCACAUCCCAAAGAGGACGGCGCUGAAACUGUCACUUCACCCAAAGAUGCCAGCCAGGGAAGCCGGAGUACUCCUCCCCCACCUCCUCCCCCAACGUACCGCGCAGUGGUUUCCUCACCAGGUCCCACAUCAGGGACAAGCAGCGAAUCGACCGUUCAGCCCGCCGAUCCACUCGGCGAGCCCUCCCCCCAGUGCGCCGCUGGCUCGGGCCGAGAGCACCUCCUCAAUCUCUUCUACCAACUCUCUGAGCGCCGCCACCACGCCCACCGUCGGCAAGGAGCUGUGYGUGUCGGUGUCAGAAGAUGAUGCUUAUGUAGACAAACUGCCCACCUUUGAGAGACACUGUGAUUCGUUUGCAGAGAAUGACCAGCCAUCCCUUGUUUGGUUUGACAGAGGGAAGUUUUAUUUAACCUUUGAAGGUGUGUUGUUAAAGUCAUUGGUGAGAUGGUUUUAUCGUUUCCGGCGGGAAUCACGCGGCACUUUGCCAAUAACCCAUCCCCCGCCGUGCUAACUUUCAGCAUAACCAACUACAGCCGACUGGAGCACGUGCUGCCUAACCCCCAGCUGCUCUGCUGCGACACCAACACUGAGGCCAAGGCUGAYUCCAAGGACUUCUGGGUGAACAUGCCAAACCUGAUAUCCCAUCUAAAGAAGGUGGCAGAGCAGAAGCCACAAGCGACAUACUACAACGUGGACAUGCUCAAGUACCAGGUAUCGACGCAGGGCCUCCAGUCGACUCCACUGAACCUGGCGGUGAGCUGGAGGUGCGAGCCCACCAGCACUGAUCUGAGGAUAGACUACAAAUACAACGGGGAGGCCAUGUCGACGCCGAUGGCCCUCAACAACGUCCAGUUCCUCGUCCCUGUAGAUGGAGGUGUUUCAAAACUACAGGCUGUCUUACCUCCUGCUGCAUGGAAUGCAGAGCAGCAAAAAAUCCUUUGGAAGAUCCCUGAUAUCUCCCAGAAAUCUGAAAACGGAGGUGUGGGGUCCUUGUUAGCACGCUUCCAGCUAACGGAGGGUCCCAGUAAASCGGCUCCACUGGCGGUGCAGUUCACCAGUGAGGGCAGCAACCUGUCGGGCUGUGACAUUGAACUGGCUGGACCAGGAUACCGCUUCUCUCUUGUUAAGAAGAGGUUUGCUGCAGGAAAAUACUUGGCUGACAACUGACCCAUUCCACYGAUCAAAACGACUGUCAGGACCAGAGGACAGACCCGCGCCAGACUCUCCUUCAAACUUUCACGAACCAACAYGACAGGUCCUGCCCAGCAGUAUUGUAUAACUUGCAUAUAACAUUGUGGAGCUGUUUCGGGUCAUGUAAUUAUAGUAUUUGUAUCUCAUCUCAUAACAUAUGUGUUGCUGCAGUUAGACGCCUGGGUUCUUCCUUGUUCGACAGUCCGUGCCUGUCUUUAACCUCCUCUGGUCGAAGUGUUGGUGGUGUUUUUAAAAGCUUUCACUACAGCUGCCUAACAGAAGACAGGAGACGUGGGAGUACUGGGCAGAUUUUAAUGUUGUACAUCUCAACCUUUGAGAUGAGAUGUUAGAAAAAGUGGAGUUGAAUCAGGGCUGGAUGUUUAGUUCCAAGCCUGUGAUGGCCUUACCUGGUAUAAGGUUUUAUUUGGCGCUUUUWGACUAAACAGAAUCAAUUAGUCACAAAAAAAAAAAUAGUUUUCCAAACAUUGUUCACUGGUACUACAGGGUCRUAUGACUUUGAUUAGCCUUAUUUUUAA
This is a messenger RNA of Austrofundulus limnaeus, 3230 nucleotides long. It is a transcript of the gene sgip1a, whose product is annotated as SH3GL interacting endocytic adaptor 1a. The record is from RefSeq and is a predicted model, not a curated record. Gene Ontology annotation, cellular component: clathrin-coated pit; cytoplasm; plasma membrane. Gene Ontology annotation, biological process: synaptic vesicle endocytosis; clathrin-dependent endocytosis; clathrin coat assembly. Lineage: Eukaryota; Metazoa; Chordata; Actinopteri; Cyprinodontiformes; Rivulidae.